Messenger RNA from Culex quinquefasciatus (southern house mosquito), 1515 nucleotides. Its product is annotated as fibrinogen C domain-containing protein 1. The record is from RefSeq and is a predicted model, not a curated record. NCBI's taxonomy places the organism in Eukaryota, Metazoa, Arthropoda, Insecta, Diptera, Culicidae. Bases 1 to 1515 code for a protein of 504 amino acids. The transcript is spliced from 2 exons.
AUGAAAACGUGGGUGAUUUUAGUGCUCUGCGGAGCUGCCCUGAUUGGGACGGUGUCCUGCAAGAGGAAGAUCCAGUGUCGACUGUUGCAGACAGGGGGGCCGGAAUCUGCUACGACGACGCCGGCACCGGUUGUCCAGAAGGCGAUCAAUAGUUCGGAGUUUGAGAUGAUUAUGGCGAAGUUGGACGCGGUUGAUUUGAGGAUUUUAAAGACGGAGUUUGCGGUGCAGAAUACGGUCCAAGGGAUCGCAAGUGAUGUGGAGAAUUUGAGCCGGGUUGUGGAGAAGUUGGCCUGGGUGGCGAGUCAGUCGGAACAGUCGAGUAGUUUCGUGGAGCAUCAUGUGAAGCUGCUUGAACAUAAUCUGACCAGGCUGCAGAAGGACGUUCGCGAAGUGUUGAGCUUGCAGCAGAAGCUACCGAGUAAGGGAUACAUUGAUAAUGCACUGGUAAAGUUGAAGCUGCAGACCAAGCUGGAGCAGGAUCCGGUGAACGAAGGCAAGAUUCAGCAGAUGUCGGAGAUGAUCGAGAUGAUGUUCAAGCAGGAACAGGCUGCACUUCACAAUAUGGCCAUGCUGCACUUGCCAAAGGACGAUACUUAUGAAUACUGUGACCAGAUUCCAAGAAACAAAUCUUCCGGAGUGUUCCUGCUGCACCCGGACAAAGACUUCCACGAUCCGAUCAAGGUGUUCUGCAACCAGACGUUCAACGGUGGUGGUUGGUCCGUCAUUCAGAGACGUUUUAACGGAACUGUCAACUUCUACCGGGACUACCAGAGCUAUCAGCGUGGCUUCGGAAAACUCGGCGGUGGUGAGUUCUGGCUGGGUCUGGACCGAAUUCAUCGUCUCACCUAUUCGGCUCCUCACGAGCUGAUUGUCAUACUGGAAGAUUGGGACGGGAUCACCAAGUACGCCAAAUAUCAGAACUUUGAGGUUUCCGGCGAGAAGGAGCUGUACAAGGUCACCAAGAUCGACGGAUACUCGGGAACGGCGGGAGAUUCGCUGAACUACACCAAGAAUGCUGCCUUCUCGACGUUCGAUCAUGACAACGACACCAGUACUAAGCAAAACUGUGCAGUCAAGUAUCACGGAGCGUGGUGGUACAAGUCUUGUCACUCCAGCAAUCUCAACGGUAAAUACCUGCGUGGUAUCAACUCCGAGUUCGGUGUCGGUAUGAACUGGGACACAUUCCGCGGAAUGAACUAUGCCCUUAAGGAGUCAACCAUCAUGAUCCGGCGGCGAAUGGACCUCGUUUCAGAAGUAGCGCUCAGACUUGUACCGCAGGUCAAUGGAGGUAAUGGGGGAAAAUCGUCGCUCCCUGAACAGGACCAAAACACUAGCCAAGAAGAGCACGAGGAGAUAGAGGUGGAGCACGACCAGGAAGAGCAACGGCUGGUGGACGGUGGCGUUGCCAACGAUGACGAUUACGAAGUUGAGGUGGAGGACGUUGUUUCGGAACCGGCCCUGGCGGCACAGCGAGACAUCGCUUUGAAAGAGGCACUGUCGGUGCGUACGCUUUAA